AUGUCGGCAUUUUCCACAAGGCCUUUGGGUGGCGUGCUCCUGUCCUUGGAGCUGAUGCUGCCACAGAUCUACACAUUUCAGGUGUAUUGGGGAUGCUUUGUUGCCGCCUUCUGUGGGGCCGUGUCAACGUAUCUCCUCAAGACCUGGGCCUCUGGCGCGGGCUACGCCCAGCUUUUGGAUUCCGACGUCUCCCCGAACGAAGGGAUGGUUAGGAACUAUCCCUUGGGCUGUGCGGUAUUCUGCCUCGUCAUUGGUGCCGUUUUCGGCCUACUGGGUGGCGCUUUCAACUUGAUGCACGACCGUCUGGCCCGCCUCUCUUCUAAGUUCUGCUCGGUGCGUGGGCCCGUGCGCGGCUUCCGCUGGCGGGACUUGGCCAUGGUCAUGGCCGUCGCAGCCCUGAAUUCUGGACUCACUUGGCCGCUGGCUUUGCUCCACGGCCAACAGCAGCCGGCCCUGCUGAACGCGCUGUUCAGCAAAGGCUUUCAUGGGAGCGCAUCGUGGGUCAACGAGCCGUUGGGCCCAUUCCUGACGCUCCUCGCAGCUACGCUCAUCAAGCUGCUGCUGACGCUGCUCGCGCUGUCGUGCCCCACGCCCACUGGGGUCAUCGCGCCGACGAUGGUCCUAGGGGCCCUGAUGGCCCGCGCGCUAGUCUACUUGCUGCCCAAAGUCUGGCUGGCAACGGUCUUGGCAGCGCCUGGCGAGGAUCCCAAUGCGGUGCCAGAGGAAGCUAUCGGUGCAUUGGCGGCGCGGUUGGCUAUCGUGGGCUCGGCUGCGUUCGCUUGUGGCGUCUCUCGCGCUUUUGGAGUUGCCAUCACAACCUUCGAGGUGCUCUCGCUGGACAGCAUGGUUCUCCCUCUCAGCUUGAGUAGCCUGGCCGCAAUCUUCACGGCCAACUUGAUCGCGCUCCCCUUCUUUGACCUUGGCCUAGUUCGGAAAGGCUGGGGAUGCAUCAGCGAGCUCACGUGUACCUCAAAGGCCGAGGAGCCCGCGUUUGAGCUGAUGGAGGCGUACACGGAGUUUCCGUCGCUGGAAGAGAGAAUUAGCUGCCGCGGCGCUAGCGAAGCCUUGGCCUUGAAGCCGCAGCAGUUCAGCUUUCCGGUGGUUCGCAGGGACGCCCACCUGCAAAAGCUCCACCCACAUCACGGCAUCCUCCUUGGCGCUGUCACGCGUCAGGCCUUGGAGGAGGUUCGGCGACAGCUGGAGGAAAAGCAGAUCGAUGAGGAGGUGGACCUGAUGCAGAUGCGCUGGCCAGGAGAUAAUCAUCUCCUUGCCGAUCCCGUUCCGCUGUCGGUGGACCCGCUGGCCACCGCACAGGAGCUCUACGUGAUGCUGAAG
Molecule: messenger RNA, 1335 nt
Organism: Symbiodinium sp. CCMP2456
Lineage: Eukaryota; Dinophyceae; Suessiales; Symbiodiniaceae
Source: the annotation of a GenBank genome assembly